GGUUAAGCUCCCGCGUUUUCUUACACACUCAAUCCGCAAUCGACAUUGAACCCUAAAACCCAAAUCCUGUAGUCUGUAGAUCGUAGGUGGAAGAGUAAAAGACCAUGUCGCUUGAUAAGCACAUAGAGAAGGUGCUCUUUAGCGACGAAGCAAUCGCCGAGCGGGUGGCUCAGCUCGGAUCCGAGAUUACCUCUCAGUUCUCCGGUGACUCAGAGCCGCCCGUUUUCGUCGGAGUAGCCACCGGUGCUUGCCUCUUCUUGGCCGAUCUCGUCAGGCGAAUCGACCUUCCCAUCUCCAUCGAUUACAUCAGAGCCGAUUCGUAUGCCUCUGGUACCGUCUCCAGCGGAUCUCCCAGAAUCUCAUUUGACUUGAAGCUCGACAUCACCAACAAACACGUCUUCUUGGUUGAGGACAUUGUGGAUACAGGUAAUACCCUCAGCUGCCUGAUAGAGCACCUGAAACUGAAGAAAGCAUCAUCUGUUUCAGUCUGUACGCUACUCGACAAGCCAUCGAGAAGGAAGGUCCAUUUCAAGCUGGUUGGAGACGGGAAGUUCUACAGUGGUUUUGAAUGUCCAGAUGAAUUCGUUGUGGGUUAUGGCAUGGACUUUGCAGAGCAGUACCGCAACCUAUCUUACGUUGGCGUAUUGAAGCCUGAAUGUUACAUGUGAUCAAAUAUUAUCACAUGAACUGAAAGUCAGUUCAUACUUUAAACAAAUUUACUGGGCAAUCAUAAGAACUUUUGUGACCUGGCCCCUCUAUAUUGUUGUUCAAAGCAAUUAAGCCAAAGUUAUAAUAAAACAAUGAUUCUAAUG
Raphanus sativus (radish) is the source of this 812-nucleotide messenger RNA. RefSeq lists its product as uncharacterized. Bases 105 to 668 code for a protein of 187 amino acids. The transcript is spliced from 3 exons. The record is from RefSeq and is a predicted model, not a curated record. Gene Ontology annotation, molecular function: magnesium ion binding; hypoxanthine phosphoribosyltransferase activity. Lineage: Eukaryota; Viridiplantae; Streptophyta; Magnoliopsida; Brassicales; Brassicaceae. Gene Ontology annotation, biological process: guanine salvage; GMP salvage; hypoxanthine metabolic process.